AUGAUAACCACUUUCUUGAACUUUAUAUUCGUCUGGAAUAGAGCUGUACCUCGAAAUGUUGCUGUCGGCCCUCAGUGUAAACCGCUAAUCCGUCCCCUUGCAGUUCAGGAAAUAAAUAAGUCUUUAGGACCGGGUCAGACAGUUACAAGCACUUUUACUCUUGGAGGUUCAGCUAGUAAGCCGACUUGCUCCACCUCUACUGGUAUCAAAACACUUACUCAGAACACUCAAGCAGCAUCCGAUAUUUCGGUACCAUCUUCACGUCAACGCGACAUGGCUGAAACUAAUCGGCAGCAGACAAAAUCUCCGAGGCAGUCAGCCUCAACAACCUCCUUAAUGAAAUCUUCUACCGGUACCCCCAGCGAGAAGCCUCCAUCUUCUACGUCGUCAUCUUCAAGAAAAAGAAAACGUAAGAAUGUCAACACAUGCCUAAAAAUGUCUAUCUUAUUGGGCUAUAAUUACUAA
Protopolystoma xenopodis is the source of this 465-nucleotide messenger RNA. NCBI's taxonomy places the organism in Eukaryota, Metazoa, Platyhelminthes, Monogenea, Polystomatidea, Polystomatidae. The record is from the annotation of a GenBank genome assembly.